CAACCAGUUCCUCAAGCAAUUAGGUCUGCAUCCAAAGUGGCAAUUUGUCGAUGUGUAUGGAAUGGAUCCUGAGCUCCUUAGUAUGGUACCAAGGCCUGUAUGUGCAGUGUUACUACUCUUCCCCAUUACAGAAAAGUAUGAAGUGUUCAGAACAGAAGAGGAAGAAAAAAUCAAGUCUCAGGGACAGGAUGUCACAUCAUCAGUGUACUUCAUGAAGCAAACGAUCAGCAAUGCCUGUGGAACAAUUGGCUUGAUCCAUGCUAUUGCCAACAAUAAAGACAAGAUGCACUUUGAAUCAGGAUCCACUUUGAAAAAAUUCCUAGAAGACUCCGUGUCAAUGAGCCCUGAAGAGCGAGCCAGAUACCUGGAAAACUAUGACGCUAUACGAGUAACACAUGAGACAAGUGCCCACGAAGGUCAAACUGAGGCACCCAGUAUAGAUGAAAAAGUAGAUCUUCAUUUUAUUGCAUUAGUUCAUGUAGAUGGGCAUCUCUAUGAAUUAGAUGGCCGGAAACCAUUUCCAAUUAACCACGGCGAAACUAGUGACGAUACGCUAUUAGAGGAUGCCAUAGAAGUAUGCAAGAAGUUUAUGGAACGUGACCCUGAUGAAUUACGGUUCAAUGCAAUCGCUCUCUCUGCAGCAUAGCUCGGCAAUAAUGGAAACACCAAAUGCUGUAUUAUUUACAACAAAAAUUAAGUAUCUGCUGCCAUACACUAAUGCAGAAUUUUUGAUAUUUUCAUUAACUAAUUAAACUUUAUGUGAAUUAA
This is a messenger RNA of Suncus etruscus (white-toothed pygmy shrew), 768 nucleotides long. It is a transcript of the gene UCHL3, whose product is annotated as ubiquitin C-terminal hydrolase L3. Lineage: Eukaryota; Metazoa; Chordata; Mammalia; Eulipotyphla; Soricidae. The transcript has 8 exons. Gene Ontology annotation, biological process: ubiquitin-dependent protein catabolic process; protein deubiquitination. The record is from RefSeq and is a predicted model, not a curated record. Gene Ontology annotation, molecular function: cysteine-type deubiquitinase activity. Bases 62 to 646 code for a protein of 194 amino acids. Gene Ontology annotation, cellular component: cytoplasm.